Molecule: messenger RNA, 389 nt
Organism: Racocetra persica
Lineage: Eukaryota; Fungi; Glomeromycota; Glomeromycetes; Diversisporales; Gigasporaceae
Source: the annotation of a GenBank genome assembly
AAGACUUCCCAAUGGCAUUCAACCUCCCUAUAUCACCAGCAUUUGGCAUUUUCACAGCCACUAUACAAGAUCCCAGUAUCACAGAUAAUAAAAUGAUCAUUUUUCACCUCAAAAGAGAUGCUUAUGAUGGCAUAACGACAUUUCAAGUUACCAUGUUGGUCUUAUGUAAAUAUGACCCAAAAGGACACCACACGAAUAUUGCGGAAGCUACCAAAUGCCAGCCAAUAAUCUCAGUUACCAGGAAAUUGGUUACAUUAAAAAAAUCAAACAGAAAGACUAGACACGAGAAACUGGAAAAAUUGGCCGAAAAACUCGACUCUCCCAACAAAACAACCAGAAAGAGUAAACAACCCUAUAGUGAUAGUGCUCAAGAGGAAAGCUCUUCCUGA